This is a messenger RNA of Gossypium arboreum, 2084 nucleotides long. Its product is annotated as hexokinase-3-like. Gene Ontology annotation, biological process: intracellular glucose homeostasis; glucose 6-phosphate metabolic process; glycolytic process. The record is from RefSeq and is a predicted model, not a curated record. Bases 463 to 1977 code for a protein of 504 amino acids. Gene Ontology annotation, molecular function: D-glucose binding; ATP binding; mannokinase activity. Gene Ontology annotation, cellular component: cytosol; mitochondrion. The transcript has 9 exons. NCBI's taxonomy places the organism in Eukaryota, Viridiplantae, Streptophyta, Magnoliopsida, Malvales, Malvaceae.
CCUUCGCUUUCCAAAUUUUACUCUAAUAGCAGACCCUUCAAAAAAAAAAAAAAAUUACAUCUCGAUAUUUUUAUUUUCAUUUCAAUCUCUGUUUAAAAAGCUUUCUCUUUUAAAGAUUUUUAUUUUUAUUUUCAAGCAAGUCAUCUUGUUGAAAACAAAAAGAAAUUCUUUUUUUUUUUUAAUUUUUGUGAAAAAAUUAAUUGGAAAAUUGUGAAUUUAACCAUCCAAAGGCAAAAUAUUUCAUUUUGAAAAUUUCUGGGUUUUUUUAGUGAAGAAAAUCGAUAAGGAAGAGAGGUUGAAGAAGACCCAGAUGUCAAAACGGCGGCGUUUUAACAGUUGGGAUUGAUCGAAAGCUUAAAAAGAAACUAAAAAAAAAAGAUUGCUUUUUUUUUUAUAUAUUUUUUUCCCGAUGGAGCAAGGUUAAUAAUAGGUAGUUAAGUGUUUGUUUUCAAUUUUUCAUUGAUGGGAAAAGUGGUAUUAGGGGUGGCAGUAGGGGUGGCGGUGGCGGCGUGUACGGUUGCGGCGUUGGUAGUAGGGAGGAGAGUAAGGAGUAGAAGGAAGUGGAAAAGAGUGGUUGGGGUUUUAAAAGAAUUGGAAGAAAGCUGUGAAACAACAGUUGGGAGAUUAAAACAAGUGGUGGAUGCCAUGGCUGUUGAGAUGCAUGCUGGUUUAGCUUCUGAAGGAGGAUCCAAACUCAAAAUGUUGCUCACUUUUGUUGAUAGUCUACCUUCUGGGAGUGAGAAAGGAAUUUUUUAUGCUCUAGAUCUUGGAGGUACUAAUUUUAGGGUCUUACGGGUUGAACUAGGAGGUCAAAGAUCCGAUUUGGAUCCAGAUGUGGAGCAACAACCCAUUCCCGAGCAGUUGAUGACUGGCAGAAGUGAGGACCUUUUUGAUUUUAUAGCAUCAUCAUUGUAUCAAUUUGUCGAAAAAAAUGAUUCUGUGCAAUCUCCGAUCACGAAACUACUCGGGUUUACAUUCUCUUUUCCGGUUAAACAAACAUCUGUCUCAUCGGGGGUUUUAAUAAAAUGGACGAAAGGAUUCGCAAUUAGAGACAUGGUCGAAAAAGAGGUUGCUGGAGCUUUACAACAAGCACUGACCCGGAAAGGUUUAAAUAUGCGAGUUUCUGUGCUGGUGAAUGAUACUGUUGGAACAUUAGCUCUCGGACAUUAUCAUGAUGCGGACACUGUUGCUGCAGUGAUAAUUGGGACAGGUACGAACGCCUGCUACUGGGAAAGGACUGAUGCUAUCAUUAAGUGCCAAGGACUCCUUACAACUUCCGGUGGCAUGGUUGUCAAUAUGGAAUGGGGGAAUUUUUGGUCAUCUCAUUUACCAAGAACUUCGUAUGAUGUCAAAUUGGAUGCUGAGAGUCCUAAUCCAAACGAUCAGGGCUUUGAGAAAAUGAUAUCAGGCAUGUAUCUGGGUGACAUUGUUAGGAGAGUGAUUUUAAGGAUGUCAGAAGAGUCGGAUGUUUUUGGACCGGUUUCUUCCAGGUUAUAUGUGCCUUUCACCUUAAGGACGCCUUUAAUGGCUGCAAUGCACGAAGACGACUCCCCCGAAUUAACACAAGUUGCAAGAAUCUUAAAAGACUUUCUUGAUAUCCCGGACAUUCCCUUGAAGGCCAGGAAGCUCGUUGUGAAGAUAUGCGACGUGGUAACCCGGAGAGCUGCUCGUUUGGCAGCAGCUGGCAUCGUUGGGAUCUUGAAAAAGAUCGGCCGGGACGGAAGCGGUGGCAUCACGGGUGGAAGAAGUAGAAGCGAUAUCAAGAUGAGAAGAACGGCAGUGGCGGUCGAGGGAAGUUUAUACACACAAUACACAAUGUUUCGAGAUUACUUGCACGAAGCGUUGAACGAAAUAUUGGGAGAAGAUAUUGCACGGCACGUUGUUAUUAUUGUAACGGAAGACGGGUCGGGGACUGGAGCGGCUCUACUCGCGGCUUCACAUUCAUCGGAAAAUGUCAAUAACAUACAAUUGAUAUAAAUAUAUGUUCAUAUACAUAUAUAGAUAUAGUCCCUGUAAAUGUAGAAAUCAAUAUCAUAUCUUUUCAGCAUAUUAAAAAAGAAAAGGUUGUUCACCACUUUGUUCAA